UUGCUCUUUUUUUUUUUUUUCCCUAUUUUUUUUUUCCCCGAUCCCCUCCUCCUCUUCUUUCUACUCUCCUGAAUUAGAAGCUCCAGGAAUGUGCUAAUUGGCGGCGGCCUCUUCAGAAAGGAAAAUGGAUCUUGUUGCGUGAGGGUGUCAAGGAAACAGCCCCCUGCUACUGAGAGGAAGAAAGGCCAGUGGGAAAUAUUCAGAUUGAAGGAUUUUAAUGGCUUUCAGGUAGAAGCCAAGUGGAGACAAUCAAAAUGAAUUCUAUGGACAGGCACAUACAGCAGACCAAUGACCGGCUGCAGUGCAUAAAACAGCACUUACAGAACCCUGCAAACUUCCACAAUGCAGCAACAGAGCUCCUGGACUGGUGUGGAGACCCCAGAGCCUUCCAGAGACCAUUUGAGCAGAGCCUGAUGGGUUGUCUGACGGUGGUCAGUCGAGUGGCAGCUCAGCAAGGCUUUGACUUGGAUCUUGGAUACCGGCUACUGGCAGUAUGUGCAGCCAACAGAGACAAAUUCACUCCAAAAUCAGCUGCUCUGCUCUCGUCCUGGUGUGAGGAGCUGGGACGGCUCCUGCUCCUGCGCCACCAGAAGAGCCGGCAGAACGAUCCUCCCGGGAAGCUCCCCAUGCAACCCCCCAUGAACUCUAUGAGCUCCAUGAAACCCACCCUCUCUCACAGUGAUGGGUCUUUCCCUUAUGAUUCUGUUCCCUGGCAGCAAAAUACCAACCAGCCUCCAGGCUCUUUAUCAGUGGUCACCACAGUAUGGGGUGUGACUAACACCUCUCAAAGCCAGGUGCUGGGAAAUCCAAUGGCAAAUGCUAACAACCCUAUGAACCCAGCAGGAAAUCCCAUGGCUUCUGGGAUGACUACCAGCAACCCUGGGAUCAAUUCCCCUCAGUUUGCUGGGCAGCAGCAGCAGUUCUCAGCCAAGGCAGGCUCCACCCAGCCAUACAUCCAGCAGGGCAUGUAUGGACGACCCAAUUAUCCUGGAAGUGGAGGCUUUGGUGGCAGUUACCCCGGAGGCCCAAACACCCCUGCAGGAAUGGGGAUCCCCCCCCACACGAGACCCCCAGCUGAUUUCACCCAGCCAGCUGCUGCUGCUGCUGCUGCUGCAGUUGCAGCUGCAGCUGCCACAGCAACAGCCACAGCCACAGCCACGGUGGCAGCCCUUCAGGAGACACAGAAUAAGGACAUGAACCAGUAUGGACCGGUUUGUUCCUCUUUCCAGAUGGGUCCAACUCAGGCUUACAACAACCAGUUUAUGAACCAGCCUGGUCCUCGUGGCCCUGCUUCUAUGCCAGGCAACAUGAACCCAGCAAGCAUGGGAGCAGGAAUGACACCUUCCAGCAUGAGUGGGCCACCCAUGGGCAUGAACCAGCCUCGGCCUCCUGGAAUGAGUCCCUUCAGCACCCAUGGGCAGAGGAUGCCCCAGCAAGCCUACCCAGGCCCACGUCCCCAGUCUUUGCCCAUACAGGGCAUAAAGAGACCAUACCCAGGAGAGCCAAGUUAUGGAAACCAGCAGUAUGGACCAAAUAGCCAGUUUCCAAACCAGCCUGGUCAGUACCCCACUCCCAACCCUCCAAGACCCCUCACGUCUCCCAACUAUCCUGGACAGAGGAUGCCAAGCCAGCAAAACACGGGGCAGUACCCUCCUCCAACAGUCAACAUGGGGCAAUACUAUAAGCCAUCGAGGCCUGUACCUGUGGCAAAUUACCCUCAUUCACCUGUUCCAGGAAACCCCACGCCACCUAUGACUCCAGGGAGCAAUAUUCCUCCAUACCUGUCACCUAACCAGGAUGUCAAACCACCAUUCCCACCUGACAUUAAACCAAAUAUCAAUGCUUUACCACCACCUCCAAAUGCUAAAGGGAAAGUUCACACUUUCUCUCCCUCUUCGAUCCCAGCCAACCACAACGAUGAGCUGCGCCUGACCUUCCCGGUCAGAGAUGGUGUUGUGCUGGAGCCCUUCCGCCUGGAACACAACCUGGCAGUCAGUAACCAUGUCUUUCACCUACGGCCAACUGUUCACCAGACACUGAUGUGGAGGUCUGACUUGGAAUUACAGUUCAAGUGCUAUCACCAUGAGGACAGACAAAUGAACACAAACUGGCCAGCUUCAGUCCAGGUCAGCGUUAAUGCAACCCCACUUACCAUCGAGCGUGGUGACAACAAGACAUCUCAUAAACCUCUGCACCUAAAGCACGUCUGCCAGCCAGGAAGAAACACCAUUCAAAUUACAGUCACAGCGUGUUGUUGUUCACACUUGUUCGUGUUGCAGUUAGUGCACCGGCCAUCGGUUCGCUCUGUACUUCAAGGUUUACUAAAGAAACGCCUCCUCCCAGCAGAACAUUGUAUCACUAAGAUAAAGAGGAACUUCAGUAGUGUAGCAGCUUCCUCUGGCAAUGCAACACUAAAUGGGGAAGAUGGAGUAGAGCAAACUGCUAUUAAAGUCUCUCUGAAAUGUCCCAUCACAUUCCGGAGGAUCCAGCUCCCAGCAAGGGGUCACGAUUGCAAACAUGUACAAUGCUUUGAUCUGGAAUCUUAUUUGCAACUGAACUGUGAAAGAGGAACUUGGAGGUGUCCAGUAUGCAAUAAAACUGCUCUGCUGGAGGGCUUGGAAGUUGAUCAGUAUAUGUGGGGUAUUCUCAAUGCUAUACAAAACUCAGAGUUUGAAGAAGUUACCAUUGAUCCAACUUGCAGUUGGAGGCCGGUCCCUAUAAAGUCAGAUAUUCACAUCAAAGAUGACCCAGAUGGCAUUCCCUCAAAAAGAUUUAAGACCAUGAGUCCAAGCCAGAUGAUCAUGCCAAAUGUGAUGGAGAUGAUUGCAGCUUUGGGUCCUGGCCCAUCACCAUACCCAUCCCUACCCCCUCCUCCAGGAGGCAACAACUCCACUGAAUAUGGUAACCAAGGCAACAGUUACCAAGGUCAUGGCAAUUUUGACUUCCCCCAUGGGAAUCCUGGUGGCACAUCUAUGAAUGACUUCAUGCAUGGGCCACAGCUGUCACAUCCCCCAGACAUGCCCAGCAGUAUGGCAGCUCUCGACAAACCUCUCAGUCACCCCAUGCAGGAAUCUAUCCCACAUCCUGGCAGCACUGAUCAGUCCCAUACUUCCAUGCAGCAAGGUUUGCACGUCCCUCACCCCAGCAGCCAGUCAGGGCAGCCAUUACAUCACAGCGGGCCUCCUACCCAGCAGUCCCGGCAGCCACCCCCGGCCGCUUCUAGCAACCAUCCACACAGUGACCUGACCUUUAAUCCCUCCUCAGCCUUAGAGGGUCAGGCUGGUGGACAGGGAGCACCCGACAUGCCGGAGCCCUCGCUGGAUCUGCUUCCAGAACUCACAAAUCCAGAUGAGCUGCUUUCCUACCUGGAUCCUCCUGAUUUGCCAAGCAAUAGCAAUGAUGACCUUCUGUCUCUCUUUGAGAACAACUGAACCCAUAUGUAUUCUCCCACCCUUUUCACUUGUUCACACGUGUGUGGCUGCACAGCGAGGAACCUUAACACUCCUUUUCCACAAGAGAAGAAAAAAAAAACAAAACAACUCACAACUUGAUCCAAUGGUGCACUCCCUGCUUUCUUCAUCUCAGAACUGCCUUUGUCAGCUUCAAAGACUGUGAAAGUGAUGGGAGAAAAAAAAAUAAAACCACAAAAGUAACUAAAUGCAGUAAUCUCCAAGUCUGCCAUGCUACACAUGACAAGCAUAGACAGUUGUGCAGCUAAUGGAAACCCCUUUUGUUGUUCAUCCUAUAGAGAGAGAGUUCUGUGAUAAACAUAGUGUGAAGUAUUUUGGCAAAAACCAAUUCUUGGCAAAGGAAGAAAAGGCAACAAAAUGGAACUGUCUUUAACUGACCCAUCUCAGAGUGUCCUUCCAAUGCGUGUUCUUCCAUUUUUUUUGAAACUCUUAUCUCCCUCCCACCUCCCCUCUUCCCACCUCCAACUACAGGUUUGCCUUGGAGGGAUUGUCCUGGCCACACACACACACAAAAAAAAAAAAAAAAAAAAAGAAAAACAAAACCACGUACAAAGUUCAAAAAAAAGCACAAAUCCUCCAGUAAAGUGGCAAAGAUAGGGGAGACACAGAGGCCCAUCAGAGGAGCCAGCAGCUUAGCUAAUGUGACUUCAGUAUCAGAGUCCUGAGGAGCCCCAGGCUGCAGCCAGGGGUGUUGGUGUUUCUGCAAUUGCAGGAAUCUUAACCACCUCUUUGCAGAGGAUCCCUCUGGCUGAACACAGAGGUUGGAAACACCCAGGAAAGCUGAAAGAAAAAAUAUUUGUAAUGUUUAGGGAUUUUUUUUUUGUGGUUUUGGUUUCAAAUCAUACCAUCCAUGGCUGUGUAACCAUCCAGCUGUUGAGAUAGCUGUAAAAGAUCUUUUUGCCAUCUAUGCCAUACAGAAUGGAAAAGAGAGGGAGGGGGGAUGCAAACCAAACUGUUCCUAUUACCUACAGCCUUGGGUGCUCCAAACAUUCGUGUCACCAUCUGUGCUGCACAAUACAGAGUAAGACAAAGAUGGGUUAAAGGCAGCCAGGAGAUCACUGCAGGUUGGAGGGAGAGGAACGUCACUAUCUGCAUGAUUAUUUUUAACAGCUGGCUUGAGAAGGGGCAUUGACAUUGGACAGACAUCUUACAGCUUCAUUUCCUUGUUUUGCUUUUGAGUUCUGUUUUUGUGACUGUUACAGAUAACCCAGCCUUUUCUUUUUCUCCUCCUUCGGUUUCUUUUUUUAACUUUGGCUGCCGGGAUGAGCUCUUUCUCCUGAAGGACCAUGGGGAGAAUCUGUUGCUGUUGGUAGAUUGCUCCUGCCCUCCAGAGACCCUGCUGCCACAAUCACUGUCUUGCCCCUGUGAUCUGUGCUUCUUGUGUGGUUGCUGCUUCUGCAUGAGCUUCCUAUUGCUUCUGUGCCCAUUUCUGUGCUCUUUGUCUCUCUCUCUCUUAUAAAUGAUGUACAGUAGCUGUGUAAGAAGUGCAUGUGUGCCAACUCUGCCCUCGUGGUGCAACAUUUCAGCUUUUGCCCACUGUACAGUUAUUGGUUUCCUUCCUUUUCCUGGCUGAAGCCGAUUUGACCCCAACUCCUCUUCCUCAUCCCAAAUCCAAUCUUCGUUUGCCCACCACAAAACAUUUGAAACUCAAGUGCCAGGCAAAAUUUUGGUUUUUUCCUGCUGGUUUGACUAGAUAGCUUCCUAGCCCACCCCCCCCCCUUGUUUAGUUUGCAGUGCUGUAAAUGGCAUGCUCCGUGCUUACAACUCUGGAUUUGUUUUCCUCACCAAAGUCAUAUUUGUAAAUUCUUUGCGGUUUUUGUUUCAUUUUGCUCUUUUUUGUUAACGUUUCCCACUACUGCUGUACAUGCCUCCUGAUAUAUAUAAGCUAGUCAGCAGCACCUUGCUGUAGAUUUUAAAGGAAAUGGCAGUUUAGUUCUUUUAUUUUCCAGUAGGAGUAUUGAAUCUGUCAAACAUAUUAUGUAGAGAUGGUCCCCCACUUAUAUUUUUCCUGUUUCAAGUUUUUUUAAGAAAGGCGCUGUUCAUUAUGCAAAAUCAAUUAUUUUAAGAAUUGCUAUUGUAAAUAUCUUUGUGAAUAUUUUAGUAUCGUCUUUGAUAAUAUUCAACACUUUCAUGAUCUGGUUAUACUUUUGCUGGUGUUUUUAAAUACCUUGUCUGAAGAAAAAUAUGGGUCCUUUUUUAAAAAAAAAAAAAGAAAAUCAAGGGUUCUUUAACAGAUAAGGAAGUUGGGUUAUUUUCUCUCCCCCCCCCCCUCACCUCCCUGUUUUCUUUUGAGAAAUUAGGCAAAAUUUCAUAUCCAUUUACGUGACAAAUUAAUUGGUACAUCAGGCAGCACCUGGAUGAUCAAGGUCCAGCUCUGUCAUGGAAACAGAAUAAGUGAUUGCCUAGGGCAGAAAACUUUUAAAAACCAACAUAAAAUAGACUGACUGACAUUGAUUGACUGUGGGUGGUUGUGGGCUGGUGAUGGCACAGAUGUUGGUUGUUGGCCCAAGUGAGCAGAACACCCAGAACCAGCUUCUGAACAGGUAAAGGUGCACUGAGGCAAGCAGUGAGGGUGUAAGGUACCACGUUUGUGUCACUCCAGGGGUGCCCCGGUCACCGCAGCCGGGGCACUGUAAGGCUGAGGGAUGUUGGUGGGUGGGGAGGGAACCAGUCUGGUGUAUUUUAUUCUGCUUAGGAGUGUUUUUUUUUUUUCUUAUGUAGGCUUGACAACCUGCAGAGGGUCUCUGCAGAAUAUUAAACCACAUGGUGACACAGGUGUGGUUGACACAGUUCCUAGGAAAGGCCAUUCUUCAGUUGCAGAUGUGUUUUGUAACCAUUUUACUGUCAUUUCCCCCCGUCUUUUUGCUUUGUUUUUAUAGAUAUGGAAAUCACAGGCAGGGGUGGCUAAUGAUAAACUGAUUUUAUGCCCUUGGAGCUUGGGUUUUUUUGUUGGAGGGGGUGGGGGAGGGAAGUUUCUUAAGCCAUAGGUUUGGGAAUAAAGAAGAUUUCUCACUGUUGGUUGGAACUGGUUGCUCGGAUUUGUUUGAAUUGAUCCUAUUUAAUGUUCCACCCUCUGCUGAUUGCUGAGCAGCUGAAUUAGUCACCUGAAAUUAUUUUUCUCUUCAACAACGUAUUUCAAACCAGGUAUGCUAAGGACUGACAUUUUGCCAUUUAAAAUGGAUCAUUGAAAUGUACCUGUUGGAAAGCAGGAAGGGAAAAAAAACCCAAAAAACCCAAGAAACACAAACCCAUAGGUGUUAGCAGUAUGUUUGGAGCAGUGUUUGCAGCUGCUUUGUGCAGUACUAAAAGAAUUAAAGUGGGCAGUUGACAUUUGAAGGCUUACAGAAACACUUGGUUUCUAAGCAGAACUUGAGAGAAAGUAUGAUUUUUACCCACCACCCAAAUGUUGGACAUUGAGACAGUUUUUAAACAUAUCUGUCAGCUAAAAUCAGGUACUGUAUAGUAGAAUCAGUAUGAAAAAGCUUCUAAAUGAAAAUUUAGUUAUUUUUUUAUUUGUUCACUGCCGUAUUAAAGUUUAGAGGAAAAAAAAAAAAAAAAAACAAACCACCUAGCAAAUAGGGUAAUCACAGUCAUUUCUUUUAAAGCUUAAUUAUGAUAUGAAAUUCCAGUAGUAUUUUUAUUCCUCUUUUUUGUUUGUUUGUUUACUCUUGAAUUGUUUCCCUAUGGAAGUUCAUCUGGGAAAGAACCCACAGAGAUCUACAAUUCUGCUGCCAAGACAUUAUUCUAGGACUGAGAGAUCCCCACCAAUGUCUGCAGCAGAGACUCAAGGGACAGCUGUACAUAUGUAAAUGACAAAUAGAGACAUGUUAACAGAAAUGCAUUCAUUUUCCUUGGAAUGUGCAUUGUUUUUAUUUCGCAGGAAAAAAAAAAGAAAAAAAAAAAAAAAAGCUUGAAGCUCCAUCUUAUGUGGAAAAUGAAUCCUGUUUGUUAGCGUUUGUGGAGUCUCAGCAUUUGUUUCACUUCUGUAAUAUACUCUGAUCCUUUGUUUUGUUUUGUUUUAUCUACAUGUAAUAUUUAGCUUACGUGUACUAGUCUAUCACCUGUGUAUUUUUAGGGUGCUACAGAAAUAAUGAAGAAAAAUAAGGGGGAUUAAAAAAAAAAAAAAAAUUGUAACCAAAUUCAUACUUUGUACAAUUUUUGAUAUCAUGAUCAGAGGAGAAUUAAAAAAAAAAAAA
Molecule: messenger RNA, 7666 nt
Organism: Calypte anna (Anna's hummingbird)
Lineage: Eukaryota; Metazoa; Chordata; Aves; Apodiformes; Trochilidae
Gene: ZMIZ1
Product: zinc finger MIZ-type containing 1
Exons: 22
Coding region: 255-3431 (1058 amino acids)
Biological process (GO): regulation of transcription by RNA polymerase II; protein sumoylation
Molecular function (GO): zinc ion binding; SUMO ligase activity
Source: RefSeq, a predicted model, not a curated record